AUGGCUGACAUAUUCUUCAGAGUGCUAUUGGCUUGCGAAGACAGCAGCCCCGGCUCCGGCGCAGUGGAGACUUGCAUACGAAAGAUGCUAGAGACCAUCCAGCAGGCUCGCGAAGACGCUUCUUUCGACAUCUCAUGCAUUACUGUCACUGGGGCCGGCACGCAGACGUCCGAGGAUGCGGUCUCGAUGCUUGGCCGUCAAGGCGAUGCCGUACAGGGCGCCAUCUCCUAUGGCUCUUUAAAGUUUCAGGACCAAAUCAAGGGGAGUCGCCCUAACGUUCGGAUUCCUCAACUGAUUCCCAAAGGAAAAACAUCCUGUGAUGGACUGGCAGACCUCGACAUGACUGUAUUCUUCCUAGACGAUCUCCACGGUCUUUCUGAUGAGAGUGCCUUGAAAGCUUCCAAGGAUGACGUCAAGCAUCUGGUGUUGGCCAGCACUGCCGCUGUGCAACGAAGUGAACCAGCCGAUUGGUUCACCAUAAUCCGAGACGGCGACAUGAUUGAACCCUUUACGACCCAUUGUUACGAACUACUGCAACGGUCGAGCGGGCUUCCUGUGGAACCCAUCCGCCACAUGUCUAGCCAUCAAGCUCUCCAGGGCUUUGUCCAAGAUCCAGCCUCACUAAAUGAGCAAUUGUUACCGACAAAGUGA
This is a messenger RNA of Saxophila tyrrhenica, 651 nucleotides long. RefSeq lists its product as uncharacterized. The record is from RefSeq and is a predicted model, not a curated record. The coding region runs from base 1 to 651 and encodes 216 amino acids. The transcript has 2 exons. NCBI's taxonomy places the organism in Eukaryota, Fungi, Ascomycota, Dothideomycetes, Mycosphaerellales, Extremaceae.